AUGGCUAAACGAGGUGAAACGACGCUACUUACCAACUCUCCGAGGAAGGAAAACGAUGAAGAAAACCAGGCCCAGCAGUACGGCGAGGUAAACCAACUCGGCGGAGUGUUCGUGAACGGGCGGCCACUCCCCAACAGCACCCGGAUGCGGAUCGUCGAACUAGCCCGGCUCGGCAUUCGGCCCUGCGACAUCUCACGCCAACUGCGCGUAAGCCACGGCUGCGUCUCGAAGAUACUGGCGCGCUACCACGAGACCGGCUCGAUACUGCCAGGCGCUAUCGGCGGCUCGAAGCCGCGUGUCACCACGCCGAAGGUCGUCACCUACAUCCGCGAGCUGAAGCAGAAAGACCCGGGCAUCUUCGCCUGGGAGAUCCGGGACCGCCUGCUCUCCGACGGCGUCUGCGACAAGAACAACGUGCCGAGCGUCAGCUCCAUCUCGCGCAUCCUGCGCAACAAGCUGGGCAACCUGGGCCAUCCGCACCACCACCACCAUCACCACCAUCCGCACCAUCCCCACCAGCACCACGCGGGCGGUGGCGGCGGGGGAGGUGGUGGCGGUGGAGGCGGCGGAGCCCACACGCCCCAUCCGCCCGGUGCGCACCUCUACAACUCCAUCUACCCCUCGUACCCGUACACGUCCGGUUCGCUCAAGUCGGAGGUGUCGUGCGGCGGCAGCCCCUCGCCCCCGACCGGCGCCACCCCCAUUCGAAGCCCGCACUCCCACUGCCCCUGGCCGUCGUCCCACUCGGUCACCGACAUCCUGGCCAACGUGCACCACCAGGCGGCGGUGGCGGCGCUGCGUAACGGCGGCACGCCCACAUCCCAGUGCCACACGACCCCACCCCCUCCCAACGCGGCGGGCCUCACCGGCGGCCAGGUGCUGAUGGCGAACGGGCCCACCGGCACGGCGGCGGCCUCCAGUGCUGCUGCUGCAGCCGCCGCCGCCGCUGCCGCCGCCGCCGCGGCCGCAGCGGCCGGGAACGCCAUGCACCACCACCAUCACCACCAUCACCAGAUGCAGGAGUCGGUGUCGUCGCAGUCGCCCAAUUCCUACAACUACUACAUGUACUUGCAGAGCGGCGGCAUGCACCACGGCGGGUUGGCGAGCGCCUCCGGUUUAUAG
Anopheles coustani is the source of this 1122-nucleotide messenger RNA. RefSeq names its product paired box protein Pax-1-like. Gene Ontology annotation, biological process: anatomical structure development; regulation of transcription by RNA polymerase II. The transcript is spliced from 2 exons. The record is from RefSeq and is a predicted model, not a curated record. Lineage: Eukaryota; Metazoa; Arthropoda; Insecta; Diptera; Culicidae. Gene Ontology annotation, molecular function: RNA polymerase II cis-regulatory region sequence-specific DNA binding; DNA-binding transcription factor activity, RNA polymerase II-specific. Bases 1 to 1122 code for a protein of 373 amino acids.